AAGGGGGAGUGGGGGGCUGAAUCAGCCCAUCUUCCGUCAAGUUGUAACAAGAACAAGGAGUGAGUCGAGUAACUGCGGUUCCUGGAAGCUGGUGUUUUCGGCUCGUCCCAGUCUGCCUGUACAUUUAUCCUCUCAAAUUUGCAUGACAGUGAUUGUUCGUCAGGGCCAAGAAAAUGGAUCAAGGCUUAGCAGGGAGUGGUAAUCAGCGACGUUAUGGAGCAACAGACGGAGUACCGGCUGUUUCCUUUGCUGGGGGACUUGCUCAGAGUGGACUGGCUGGAGGGGGUCUUGCAGGUGGUGGUCUAGCAGGUGACAGUAAUGUAUCUCAGUUCAGUCCAACUGAGUUGUUUAAUCUCUGUGAAAACAUAACAACAAAUAUUUACAAAAUUAAUAAUGGGCGGAAAGAAGUAGAACGGGAGUUGCGCUCCAUUGGUACUUUUAAAGAUACUCAAGGCCUGCGAGAUCAGAUACAUAAUACUCAUGUUAGUUGCAAUGAGUUAAUUAAGCAAACAACACAUGAGUUAGCACGUCACACUGAAGUUGUCAGGCGAGGAAACAGACAGCAGAAAUUGCAAGCAGAGCGUCUUAGGGAAGAAUUCUCCCAGGCUGUCACGAACUACUGCAGUGCUCAAAAGCAAAUAUCUGAGAAAAUGAAGCUACACAUACCAGCAAUUGUUCCUGGAAGCCCUGAUGUUGAUGCUACUGAGGAUGAAUCAGAGCGACUACUAGCGAUGGAAAGAAGGCAACAAGAACAAAAGCUAAAGCAGCGAGAGCUUGAAUUUGAAUCUGGUUUGAUGGAAGAGCGAGUGCAACGAAUUCAAGCAAUUGAGAAUGAUAUUAUCGAUGUCAAUCAAAUUAUGAGGGAAUUAAGUGCUAUGGUGCAUCAGCAGGGUGAAACUGUUGGUUCCAUUGAAGAUAACAUUGAAAAUGUUCAUGGUAAUGUUGAAUUAGGAAGACAAGAACUUCAGAAAGCAGCUGGAUAUCAAAACAAGUACAGACGAAAAAUACUUUGCCUCUUGGUCACUGCAAUUAUUAUUGCCACGGUUCUGGGAAUCAUUAUCUACGUAUCAGUGAAAAGAUAAAUUAAGUUUUUAAUUAUUCUCCCCAGCUCUUCAUGUUUGUGAAGAGAAGGGUUGUCCUGGAGAAAGAAGCAGGAAUGGUGCCUAUUACUAAAUUUAAACGUGAUCAGUGUAGAUCAGAAUAUACCUAGUUAUAUCUUUAUUUACCUAAUAAUCAGAAUUUGAAUUGACUGGAAA
Messenger RNA from Frankliniella occidentalis (western flower thrips), 1256 nucleotides. It is a transcript of the gene Syx13, whose product is annotated as syntaxin-7. Lineage: Eukaryota; Metazoa; Arthropoda; Insecta; Thysanoptera; Thripidae. The coding region runs from base 174 to 1082 and encodes 302 amino acids. The transcript has 6 exons. The record is from RefSeq and is a predicted model, not a curated record. Gene Ontology annotation, molecular function: SNAP receptor activity; SNARE binding. Gene Ontology annotation, biological process: vesicle-mediated transport; intracellular protein transport; vesicle fusion. Gene Ontology annotation, cellular component: membrane; endomembrane system; SNARE complex.